CGCGAGAGAGCUUCGAGGAACUUCGGCCAUCUACCAUCCGAGGUCAUCGUCUUCAUCGAUCCGCAGUCAUCCGACCAUCAUGAAAUUGAUGUUCUCCAUCGUAUGAACGAACGGGUGACGGUGGGAAGCGCUGUGAGUUUCUCGUUUACUUGUACAUCUGGAUUACGCCUUCUUGGCUUCGCUACAGAAACAGACUUACUGAGGUCCGAGGUCAAUGAUUGUGUACUCACCUUUGGUCGCCAGCGCAAAUAUCCGUGCGUUUGUGGCGUGAGGUCAGCAUAUCAUCAUCACGAUCAUCAUCACUGCAGGAACGAGCGACGGUGGGAAGAGCUGUGGGUUUCUUAUUUACUUGUAUGUUUUCUUAGCUUUGCUAAUUCUGUUAUAGGAGGAGAAAUUGCGGUGGAGCGUCGGAGGUCGUCAUAUAUUUGCAUGUUGGUCACCAGUCCAGAACUUUUAUGCCCGUGGAGCAUAUCAUCAUCAUCGGCGUCACCACCACCACCACCACUACCAAUUGGGCCGUCAUGCAUUACAGCAUGGGACGAAUAUCCUGGGCGUGAGUAAACACCUCGCUGUACUGAUGCUACGUCUACGGAGAUGACGCAAUACCUGCUCGGUGAAACCCCACCGAAACUUGGCUACGAG
This is a messenger RNA of Suillus paluster, 642 nucleotides long. RefSeq lists its product as uncharacterized. NCBI's taxonomy places the organism in Eukaryota, Fungi, Basidiomycota, Agaricomycetes, Boletales, Suillaceae. The record is from RefSeq and is a predicted model, not a curated record. The transcript is spliced from 2 exons. Bases 103 to 561 code for a protein of 152 amino acids.